CCCUGAGCCCGCCCAGCAGCAUUUGAGCGGCAUGGCAACGGGAAGGAGACGGGGGGAGAAGGUGUGGUGAGGGCUGACAGUCUGACCGGACCAGAGAGAAAGCAGCAGUAGCACUAUUCCGACUCCUCACCGACUCCACAAACGCACCGUGUUGGACCUCAGGAUACACUGAGAAAAAGGAUGCACCACCGCCGCCGCUCCGCACUGACGCUGCUGCCACUGACCAGGUGUUGGACCACGGAACAGGGACGUCGUUAACGUGACACAGGAUCAAACUUGUAUGCAUGUUCAGUCCCCCGGUCCCGUACACAGACCAUCGAGAAGAUGCUGAGCCGACUGAUGAGCAGCAGCAUAAGGAGUCUGGACAGGGAAUGCAACUGCACUGUGAGGCUGCUGGACGACUCGGAGUACACCUGCACGAUUCAGAGGGAUGCAAAGGGUCAGUACUUGUUUGACCUCAUCUGUCAUCAUCUCAACCUGCUGGAGAAAGACUACUUUGGCAUUAGAUAUGUUGACCCAGACAAGCAGAGGCAUUGGUUGGAGUUUACAAAAUCGAUUGCCAAACAAAUGAAAUCCCAGCCUCCCUUCACCAUGUGUUUGCGUGUCAAGUUUUACCCACCUGACCCUGCUGCCCUGAAAGAAGAAAUCACCAGAUAUCUUGUCUUCCUGCAGGUUAAGAGGGAUCUCUACCACGGUCGCCUCCUGUGUAAGACAUCAGAUGCUGCUCUGCUGGCUGCCUACAUCUUACAAGCUGAAAUUGGUGACUACGACCCUGGGAAACACCCAGAGGGCUACAGCUCCAAGUUCCAGUUCUUCCCCAAACACUCAGAGAAGCUGGAGAGGCGGAUUGCUGAGAUCCACAAGACUGAGCUGAUAGGUCAGACUCCUGAAAUGUCAGAGCUCAACUUCCUCCAGAAGGCUCAGAAUCUGGAGACGUACGGAGUGGACCCUCAUCCGUGCAAGGAUGUGUCCGGCAACCCAGCGUUUCUGGCUUUCACUCCUUUUGGAUUCACUGUGCUGCAGGGAAAUAGGAGGGUCCAUUUCCUUAAAUGGGAUGAGGUGACCAAACUCAAGUUUGAAGCAAAGACAUUCCAUAUAUAUGCAAAUCAGAAGGAGGAUAGGAAGAUUAUACUUACAUACUUUGCACCUACACCUGAGGCCUGUAAGCAUCUGUGGAAGUGUGGAGUGGAGAACCAGGCCUUUUACAAGUUGGAAAAGUCUAGUCAAGUCCGCACCGUGUCCAGUAGUAAUCUCUUCUUCAAGGGUAGUCGCUUUAGAUACAGUGGAAAAGUUGCAAAAGAGGUAAUGGAACAAAGUGCCAAAAUCAAGAGAGAUCCCCCUGAAAUACACAGGGCUGGUAUGGUGCCAAGUAGGAGCUGUCCAUCCAUCACCCAUGGCCCUCGUUUGACCAGCGUGCCCAGGACCAGACGGAGAGCCGUGCACAUCUCCAUCAUGGAGGGUUUGGAGUCCCUUCGAGACAGCGCCCACUCCACACCUGUUCGCUCGGUCUCCCAUGGCGACUCCUUCAUGUCUUCUCGGGGCCAUCUGGUGGAUGGCAGCGAGGCAAGCACGUCAGCGGUCAUCUCGGACGAGGCCUACAGCCCCUCGGACAGCGUGCUGCCUACACCUGUGGCUGAACAUCGAAUGGAGAUGCCUUCUGCUCGUCACCUGAACGGCGCUCCCUGCAGCAUCGAUGAGGAGAAGGAUUCAGAAGCGGGGACGUCAAAAGAAGGACAGGGGACAGAGUUUUCAGGCAGGAGGGGGCUGCGUGUGGUGAGAGGCAAACAGUCUGCGUCGAACGACGUGGAAGAGCUGAACAAGUUCAUCCUGAGCGUCUUACGUCUGUUCCUGGUCACCAUCGGACUGCUGUUCGCCCUGCUGCUACUCCUCAUCAUGCUCACAGAGUCAGACCUGGACAUUGCCUUCCUGAGAGACAUCCGCAAGACUCCUGAAUUCCAGCAGUUCCACUUUGAAUACUUCUGCCCUCUGCGGCGCUGGUUCGCCUGUAAGUUACGAUGGAUGGGAGGUUUCCUCAUCAGCAAGUGAGGAAGAGUUGCAGAGGCUGAAAAACACAACACAGGCCUCCACUGAUGGAGGUGGGACAUACAAAAGACAGAUGGGUCAGGAGAGAUAGGGUGGGAGGAGAAACAGAGAAGGAUGACAGCCCCUGUCGCAAAAUGAAAUCAGCUUCUCCCAGGAUGGAGUCCUGUCACAAGCCACGGACUGUCCCUUGAAUAACCUUGUGUAACACGUUUGACCAUCACUGCGAGGAAGAAAUUCACAAUUUACUUUAAAUUCAGGUCAUGUCAAAUUCAAGGCAUUUUAUUUUUACACUAAAUCACAAUCACAGGGUUUCAUUCAAACACUGGAAGGGACAGACUUCACUUCUUCAACCACAGAUGAUAGUUGCCUUUAUUUUUGUAUUAAUUUAUACGUUGCAGCAUUGACGUGAGGCAGAAAGAGCCUGAUGUGAUGUGAUGUGAUGGGUUGUGUGUUGUGUGACCUGAGAGUCUGAGUCAAGUGUGGAGAGCAAACAAGAGGGAGGCAAUUGUAGCUCAUCUAAUUUUGACACAUCAAAGCCAACAACCAUAUUCAUUUGGUUUAAAAUGUUACUAUGGAGUGAUGGAAGAGAUGGAGAGAUGAGAUUGGAAACUACUGUUUGAGAUGUGCCGGCAUCUGGGGGUCAGAGGAAGUGUGAAAUGAGAAACCAAGCAGCACAUACUGAAUGUAGAACAGCCCUGAGUCAAAUGAUGUGUUACAUGAGUUUGUUUUAUGAAAUGUUUUCAUAAAAAGUGACACAGCUGAGUGUUAAAGCACCUUGGAAACGUAUCCUGAUGCGGUGUACAGCCCAACAUUUGUUCAAUCAAACAAAGAUCAACAUUAGUUGUGGUAGCUCUUUGACCCAGGGCUGUGUUAGAUUUAACAAUUAUUUUUGUAAUAAGUGUGAGUUAGUUUGUGGUCAGAUGUCCAUUAACAGUCAGUGCUCACGACACCACGUCUGUCCAGCAUCUCGAGCACUGACAAAGCUUCAUCGUCCAGUGACUAUAAAUUAAGGACAAACUGUAAGGAUAUACGUAAGUCUUGAAGGUGGUAAGUUUACCGACUUUUUAACAUAGGAGCCAAAUAAUGCUAAUAGCUACAAUCAACCUCUAUGUAAGGAAACGUUGUCACUUUGCUGUAGUUACUUUUACAGUAGUUCUAAAGGUGAUGGGACUAUGUGAGCUAGCACUGUAGUGAUAGUGAAGUAUUUGGUUAGAUCUUUGACUUCCACACUCUGUAGAAGGAGUUUACCUUGAUGUGCAAUACAGUUCAUAUUAAAAAGCCAAGAUCCUUUUCAUUAAGGGAAAUUUGACCUUGUUUGACCUUUGUAAAGUGCAAAAGUGAGUGUUAUUUCCCCACAUUAUACAAUUAGAGAGCUUGUUUUAGUUGAAGAGCCACGCUAAGAGAAGGUAAUAUGUCUGUUUUACCCUGCUGUCUUCACAUUUAUGCGUUAAUGUGUAACCUUUAAAUAUAUGUCAACUAUAUUCCCGUUUUUUGUACAUACUGACGAAUCAUUUCCUUGUGGAAAUGUUCUCGCAGUGACUUUUAACGCACUUGAAGUGGUGUUUUUUUACAGUGUUCAGCCCCGCUUUUAAAAGAGCCUAAGAUGAGUCGCGUUUACGUCCUACUGCGAUUUGCUUCAUCACGCCUACCAAAGAAACCUCUGUUGUCUGAUGUGUGUGUGAGUUUGUGUCAACAGAUGGACACUGUAGAUAGCCAGCUGUCCUCCUCCAGCCUUAUUAUCAAGCAUUCAUUAUUUUACCUGCAGUGUGUCUUUACAGCACAGAGAAAUCAACAGCUUUAGCAUACAGGUCAGUUUGUGACAUUUGGUCCUUCUAACAAUCCUACAAGUAGCUGAUUAGAUCGUGUCUAUGUUGUGUAUCAGUGAUAACGUUGGCUGAUUAGAAGUCAAAUGGAUGUGUUGAUGUGGUUGAUGUGGUUGAGGAAAGUGAUUGGAGUUGAGGAUAAGCAGGUGCCCUUAUGGGCAAAUAGGAGGGAUACUUUAAUGAUCUUAAAGUAACUCUCAAAAAAGUUGAGCUCCAAAAGAAAACUUAAAGAACCCUUGAAGAGUUUGAUCUUUAAGUGGUGAUUAUUUUUUGUACUGUAUUAAUCAUUUCAGAUUCAGAAGCCCUCAUAUAUUAAAGCUGGUUGUCAGAUAUGAUACAUAACUUUGCUCUAACUCAGAUGGUGCUUGGUGGAUUUUGAUUGAUGAGGUAGGUGACAAAAUGAUCAUGUAUGAAAGAAGGCAGAAUUUACCUUCUUUAAUUUAAUAACUUAUUUGUAGUUCCUGUGUAUAAAGAAUGAACAAAAUUUGAGCAAUAAAUAUAACAGGUAAUGAAUUUGAAUAAGUGUAAACUGCAAACUAAUGUUUCUACAAAAUGACUUGUGAGUCCCUUCAGCAGGUGAACCAGCCUGUCGAUGCAUGUGUUUAAAGAGUGGUGCCCACAUCCUGAUGACCCACAGUGUUAAUGAUAUUUCUCUGCAGUGUAUCAUAUCAGAAUUAUGUUUUUUGUUUGUUUGUUUUACAGUCCUGUUUGGUUGUUGCCUAAUCCUGGACUGCUUUUCUUGACUAAAUUUAUAGAAAUGGAUCAGAUGAGUUUCUUUUUGAAUUAUGUGUAAACAAACUGAACACAUACGACAGAAGAGACGCUGGAAGGUUUUUUUUCCUAAAGCAGAAGUAGCAGACUUUACUACCUGAAUUUCUCUUUCUUGCAGUGCAGUUGAGUUAAUCACUAGAAUGUGUUUCAGAUCACUUGAAUCUGCACAGUGAUAAAGAAGGGUAACAGCUCUACUGACAGGCAACUCUUGUACCCGUUUUUCAGAAUCAUGUAAACAGGAGUAAGGCUCAGAUGUAAGCCUCCUUCCUGUCCCGUGGCCCUGCACAAGGAGAUGUCUCUGUAAGCAUGUGUUCUGCAUUUAUUACCUCCAAACAAGACUGCUUCUUUCCAAUCACUGACUGAAGACUGGUGUAAUCUAUUUAUGAAUAAACAUAAUCUAUUCUUGACAUCUUG
Molecule: messenger RNA, 5051 nt
Organism: Notolabrus celidotus (New Zealand spotty)
Lineage: Eukaryota; Metazoa; Chordata; Actinopteri; Labriformes; Labridae
Product: FERM domain-containing protein 5-like
Exons: 14
Coding region: 325-2046 (573 amino acids)
Cellular component (GO): cytoskeleton
Molecular function (GO): cytoskeletal protein binding
Source: RefSeq, a predicted model, not a curated record